This is a messenger RNA of Glycine soja, 730 nucleotides long. RefSeq names its product ethylene-responsive transcription factor 1-like. Lineage: Eukaryota; Viridiplantae; Streptophyta; Magnoliopsida; Fabales; Fabaceae. The transcript has a single exon. Gene Ontology annotation, molecular function: DNA binding; DNA-binding transcription factor activity. Bases 31 to 594 code for a protein of 187 amino acids. The record is from RefSeq and is a predicted model, not a curated record. Gene Ontology annotation, biological process: regulation of DNA-templated transcription; ethylene-activated signaling pathway.
CGCCAAAUAUCAUUAUCAUCGUCCAGCAACAUGGCUGCUACAACAUCUUGUGAUUUUUCUUCGUUGGAACCUCUUCAACACUAUCUGCUUAAACAUGGUUCCAAACACUUGGUCUCUAAUGGCGUGGAGAGCAUCAAUGAUGCAAAGAAAUUGUCAGAGUGCAAAAGGGAUCAGCCUAGGGCAUCACCUGAAGUUCACGCGCCACCCAAAUGGAAGCACUACCGUGGCGUGAGGCGAAGGCCGUGGGGGAAGUUCGCGGCGGAGAUAAGGGACCCGAACAAAAACAGUGCUAGGGUUUGGCUUGGGACUUAUGUUACUGAAGAAGAAGCAGGUUUGGCUUAUGAUAGAGCAGCUUUUAAGAUACAUGGCAGCAAAGCUAAGCUGAAUUUUCCUCAUCUCAUUGGCUCUGACGUAUCAUUGUCAGAGCCAAUGAGAGUGGUGGCGACAAACUCACAUGAGCCUUGUUUGUUGCCAUUGGAGUCACAAGGAUCAAAGAAAAAGAAGAACCUAGUUGAUUUGUUGAAUAGGUUGGCCAAAAAUAGAAAAAGGGUUGGGUUUAAAAGUUCUGAGAUCUCAGCUAAAAUUUAUGCUUAGGACUACUUGUACUUGUGGGAAUUCAAUUUAGAUCUUGAACUAACAUGCUGUGAGAUAGUUGCACUAAGUCUUGAAAUUGGUAGUAGCUCUGUUUUUGCUGUUUUAGUCUUUUAAUUGGAGUCGUUUCAUUGAUCUA